AUGGAGUUCGGAUCGCUGUUCAUCUGUACUGGUUUCGUAACUCUCGUGUAUAUAUGCUUUACAAAACUCCUCGCCAAAGCGCCGCGUAAUACUCAGUUACCUCCUGGGCCCCGAGGCCUCCCUCUUAUUGGUAAUGUACUAGAUCUCCCUCAAGCCGGCGAAUUCGAGGCACACCACUGGGCAAAACAUAAAGACGUAUAUGGGAACAUCAGUUCUGUUACAGUCUUCGGUCAAACCCUCGUCGUCAUCAACGAUGCGAAGCUAGCUCAGAAGGUCCUCAAUGACCACUCGGCCAAGCAUUCUAGCAGGUCAAAGAUGAUCUUUGCCGGUGAAAUGGUCGGCUGGGACAAAACCCUGAGUUUCCUGCCAUACAACGAUCAGCUUCGUAGUCAUCGAAAGAAGGCCCAUAUGUGCCUCAAGUCAGAGGCUAGCGUGAAGUCAAACGAUGCUAUACAGGAAUCUGAAGUUGGACAUUUUCUGUUGCAUUUACUGAUAGAUCCUGACCGCUUGGUUGAGCAUAUUCAGAAGCAAGCUGGCUCGGUGAUCGUGAAAGUUGUCUAUGGAUACACCGCUGAGCAAUUCAAACCUGAUCCUCUACUCAGUACGGUACGAAAGGUCGUCGAUGAGUUUGGCAUCGCAGCCAAACCUGGGGCCUUUAUGGUUGACCUCAUCCCGAUUCUGAAAUACAUCCCCGACUGGUUCCCCGGAGCUGGCUUCAAGACUAUAGCAAAGCAGUGGAGAACCAACCUCGAAAGCUCGGUCGAGGACCCAGCAGCAUUCGUGGAACAUCAAAUGGCAAACGGGAGGGAUAAUACAUCUUUCCUGUCUCAGCUGAUGCAGAAGAAGGGCUUGACGGAUAAAGAAGCUACUGAGAACAAAUGGUUGGCGGCAUCUCUUUACGCUGCAGGUGCUGAUACGACCGUGUCUGCUAUCACGACUUUCUUUCUCGCCAUGACACUAUUUCCCGAGGCUCGGGAAAAGGCCCAGAACGAGAUUGACGAGGUCAUCGGGAGUGACCGCUUGCCUACACUGUCCGAUCGACAAAGCUUGCCAUACCUCAAUGCGCUUGUGAAGGAAGUUCUUCGAUGGCAUCCUGUCGGGCCAAUGUGUCUUCCUCAUACAACCUCUCAAGACGACAUUGUCGAUGGGCAUCUUAUCCCAAAGGGUGCGAUGAUACUUCCAAACAUCUGGCAAAUAUGUCAUGACCCAGCGAUAUAUCGCAAUCCUAUGGCCUUCAAACCAGAGCGCUUCCUUGGUCCGGACGCUGAGACAGACCCGGGUCGAUUUGUCUUUGGCUUUGGUCGAAGAAUAUGCCCAGCGCAAGCCAUGUCGGACAAGACGCUAUUUCUCAAUAUGGCGCAAACACUUGCUGUAUUCGACAUCGGAGUGAAAGAGGGCGCUGAGAUGCCCAAGGCUGAGUUCACGUCUGGAGUUGUCAGUCAUCCAAAGCCGUUCGAAACUAUCAUCAAGCCCCGAUCUUCCGAGCAUCGCAAGUUGAUUGAGUCAAUUGAACGCAUUCAUCCAUGGCAAGAGAGCGAUGCAGAAACUCUUGCAAGUCUGUAA
This is a messenger RNA of Fusarium redolens, 1563 nucleotides long. RefSeq names its product cytochrome P450. The transcript is spliced from 7 exons. The record is from RefSeq and is a predicted model, not a curated record. The coding region runs from base 1 to 1563 and encodes 520 amino acids. Lineage: Eukaryota; Fungi; Ascomycota; Sordariomycetes; Hypocreales; Nectriaceae. Gene Ontology annotation, molecular function: heme binding; iron ion binding; monooxygenase activity.